AUGGGAAAAAACGGCCAUCCCCGCCUUCCUGACCCCGCCCUUCUAGAACUUCUCUGUGCUGGUGAGGUAGAUGCCCCCAAUUCGAAGGCAAAACCAAAGGCAAGAUGGAAUCGGAAAUUGAAAUUGAAAUUGAUGCUGGAUGCCAGAUCCAAUGAUGAAGGGCCCAAAGCUUCACAACUGGGUUGGUAUAGUUCACGCUGGAGGAGUUUUCUUGAAGAUGCGAAGGGGGAGUGUCAUACCCAGCAAGCGUUGGAAAACCCAUUUCCAAGCCUUGUUGUUGACAUGCCGGUCUCAAUCACUGAAUCACUCUCUGCAUCCCUUGUGCAAUGGCUCAAAAACGGCCACCAAGUUGACGCUGGUGUGUGGCCCGAACACAAACCUGACAUGGCAAGGCUGGUGUGCAUAUACAUUGUCGAGCACGCAGCUUGGGUUGAAGCCGCUGCUGAAGAAUUACUGGACAAUGGCAAGUUUCUGCACCAUGGACUAAACGAUUUAGGGAAAACGAGGAACUUUGCUCACCCCGCGCUCCAUGAAGCUAUCAUUCUAUUCAUGUAUACUGGAACUUAUCGCAUUGCUCAUAGGCGACCAGGUAUUUUUCGGAAAGAGGUACCAUUGAAAUGUUUGGCUCUUUUCCAUUGCGUCCUGCAAGGCCUCGUGAAACACGGCAAUGGCAAGUUUUAUCCAAAGUUUACCACCAAGGAGUAUGAGUCUGUUUACAUGGCAAUGCUCAGUCUACUUGAAAAUGUCAAGAACGACCCUUAUCACGGUCCCAAGCUGAUGCAUCAGCUUCGUGAAUGGGCUCAAGCUGGAUGGACGGAGGCAUGCAAAUACGAUGGCAUCAACACAUCGAAGCACCAUAAUCUACGAGUGCAGCUUGAUUGA
Molecule: messenger RNA, 882 nt
Organism: Suillus subalutaceus
Lineage: Eukaryota; Fungi; Basidiomycota; Agaricomycetes; Boletales; Suillaceae
Exons: 5
Coding region: 1-882 (293 amino acids)
Source: RefSeq, a predicted model, not a curated record